GAUUGAACGACCGACGGAGCACAAGAACACGACAAAGAGAAGCGAGUAACAGGUGAUUUAAGGCAGUGGGGGUCUAGGAACUCUUUGGACCUCAUAUUUUGAAAUAUAUAAUGUUGGCCUUGAAGAUUAAUGUACUGAGCAUGGGAUAUCUCGAAAAACUCAUCUCGCUAUCAGUAUUAGUCUCGCAGUCUGUCUUGUACGAUGCACUGCGUGCACAUGUUUCUGUCUAUCGCGUGUUCAAGUUUCGCUCCAAUUGACAAAUCCCGAUAAUUAUACGUUAGUAUUUUUUUUUUUUUAAUUUUAUUUAUUACCUAAUUUUAAUUUUAUCCAGAUAUAUGAGAGAAAUAAAUCCUUCAAGUCAUUUAGAAUUUAUCUUAAAGACAGACUAAAAAUACCUUUGACAUGUUUUAUGGUACAGUUAUGAAUAAAUUAAUUUUGAGCGUCUGUGUGCUGAUUGUGGGAUGGAGAGUAGAAGUGGAUGGUCAAAAAUCGACACGUUCGAUAGAUAAUCAGAGGUACGGAUUGAGGCCAAACAAUAUUUAUGCUGGUGAAAUUUAUCCAAAUUAUGUAGGCCCCGAAGCGAGAAAAAUUGAACGGGCUGAUAAUAUUUAUUCAGAGAUGGUUUAUGGAAUAGAAAGUAUAAAAAAUGAUGAUAAAGAGGACGAAUUGGAAUUUAUAAAGAUGCUGAAAGACGAAACGACGUCUAUUGACUUCCAAAAAUGGGAUUCUAUCGGCGAUCGCGUUAUUUCCCGGGCGAAUGUCAGUGAAGAAACAAAACGAGUUGUUAGACAAGUCAAGAAACAGAGACCUGGUUUUUUCUGGACACUGUUUCGUGUUGUAUUUGAGACAGUCAACGAAACAAGGUCGACAAUCGAACAAAUAGGAGACAUAUUAUCUCAAAAUAUUUAUCCCGAUACCACAACUUCCAAAGCCUCAUUAGUAUCAACAAAAGCUAAAAAUUCUGGCAAUGUGCCUGGAAGUGCUGAUGUGACAAUAAAAGAUUCGCCAAUGAAUCAAACCUCAACUACUGAAGCUCCAUUCAGAUUAACAAGAAAUUUGUUACAAAAUAUUGUGCGGAGAAACGUCCGCGGUCUUGUUCGACUCUUCAAUAUCGAAUGGAGAGAUGCCAUAAAUCAAUCACGGAAAAGUAUAAAAAAUUUCCAAAAGGAUUUGUCCAAAAGUGUUCAGCCAUUUUUGGCAGACAAUCCGGCCGCCUAUUGAUGAUAAAAAAUUUUAUUUAAAAAAUAAAUGUAACAGUAGUUAGAAAUUUUAUAUUUAAGUUUUAAAUAGUGAACAUAUGUAUAUAUAACUUUAUUGUAUAUAAAAAAAAGAUUGCACAAUAUGAGGUCAAUUGAACGGUUAAAAUAUCAAAAUCUUUCGUAAAUCUUAAACUUUUACUAUAAGGGAAUUCCAUAUUAUGUAUCACGUCAUAGUAUCUGCUGUGAUUGUACAUUCAUUUGUUACGUAAUAAUAUAUAUUUAUUAAUAGUUCACUAUAUAGGAUUUAGUUUAACAAACCGUUUAGCUGACGCCCACGUAUUUUUUUGUAAGACGACAGGAUGGUGACCCGGCGAAAUAAAAGCAAAUUCAUAAAAAGAGAAAGCCAAGUUACUGAUGAUUGGUCAAUAUAACCGUGGGCUAUGUCAACGAGGACUGUUUAUAUAGAGGAUGGUCCACUACUGAUCAGUUUAAGAAAUAAUCUGGCAUCGAUACGAUCCGCGAACAAAACACGCGAAUAAAAAAAAUAUACUUAAUAAUAAAAAUAUAAAUAAUGUUUUAUUCGGUACUAUAAUAGUUUUUAAAAUUAUAUAAGUGAUUUGGGAAAUGUUUCGAGUUUUUGGAUUAUUAUUAUUUAUUAAUUGGGCAACCGGUGAGAAUGUUGUUUUUGAAGAUACAGGAAGACAUCGUGUGAGUUAUGGCACUACUGAAAUUCCGGUUAGACCGAAACCGCCCAGUGUUAGGCCUAACACUAUAGAUAAUAUUUUUCAGAUACCGAUCGCAGUAAUAAAGGGCACCUCAGCUGCUGCUCAGUCAUGGUAUCCAGAAAAUGAAAAUAUGAUAAAUAAAGUAUUUGAUAUUCCUGUGGCAACAUUGCAAGCGAUAAGUAAUUUAGUAAAAGAUCGUCUUCCUCAAGAACCAAACGAAUCCAAUCAACCGGAACGAAAUCGAAGACGCAGAAAAAUUGAUGAUGAUUUUCAAGAACACGAUCAACAGAAUCAACAGUCAUCCUCAGAAAAUAACAAAACUCAAAAAAGGCACGUCCAUGGAUUAUUAGAUUGGGAUUUUCCUUUGGUUGACUUGUUUUGGGGAGGUCACAGCCACAACCAUGGCCAUCAUAUUCAUGAGCACAAGAAGAAAAAACGCAAACCUCAUGGACUUCAUGGAAGUCAUGGGCAUGGGAGUCAUAACCAUGGAAAUUUUUUUGGUAACAAUCACAAUGACAAUAUAGGCCGACCAAUAUUAGGUGGAGAUGGCAACAUUUAUCACGUAACUGAUACUCUCAAUGACGCGAUUCAAAUUGGGCCUUGGAAACCUUACGUCGGAAUACAAAAUAAAAUAGCUCCUGGUUCUCCAUUUAAAUUUUAAUAACUCUGAUCGUAAAAUAGUAAUUUAUGUACUGUACUGUUAAUUAUUAUAACACUGAUGUCUAGUAAUUAUAAUUAAAAUAAAAUAAUUUUUCAUAUUUAUUUACACUAAAAAGGAAACGUAAUAUCUCUAGCAUUGAAGUAUAAGUAUAUUGUAUAUUAUUAUAAUUAUUUUUUAUUUAUUUAAAAGACUAAGGAAAUAAAAAAAAACUAUCCUUGUA
Messenger RNA from Microplitis mediator, 2805 nucleotides. RefSeq lists its product as uncharacterized. Bases 403 to 1221 code for a protein of 272 amino acids. The transcript has 8 exons. The record is from RefSeq and is a predicted model, not a curated record. NCBI's taxonomy places the organism in Eukaryota, Metazoa, Arthropoda, Insecta, Hymenoptera, Braconidae.